Molecule: messenger RNA, 1830 nt
Organism: Zygotorulaspora mrakii
Lineage: Eukaryota; Fungi; Ascomycota; Saccharomycetes; Saccharomycetales; Saccharomycetaceae
Gene: TPD3
Product: protein phosphatase 2A structural subunit TPD3
Exons: 1
Coding region: 1-1830 (609 amino acids)
Biological process (GO): protein dephosphorylation
Cellular component (GO): protein phosphatase type 2A complex; cytoplasm
Molecular function (GO): protein phosphatase regulator activity
Source: RefSeq, a predicted model, not a curated record
AUGGCUGCAGAAAAUGCAAAAAGCAAGGAUCUUUAUCCACUAGCUUUGUUAAUGGACGAGCUUAAGCAUGACGAUAUCGCCAACAGGGUUGAGGCAAUGAAGAAACUUGAUACAAUUGCUAUUGCAUUGGGUUCACAGAGGACUAGGGAAGAAUUGAUUCCAUUCUUGGUAGAAGUAGCGCAAGAUGACGAGGACGAAGUUUUUGCUGUUCUCGCAGAAGAACUGGGUAAAUUCGUUCCGUACGUGGGUGGUCCGGAGUAUGCCACUAUAUUGCUACCCCCUUUAGAAAUUUUAGCAUCUACGGAGGAAACGCUGGUCAGAGAUAAAGCGGUUGAUUCACUAAAUGCUGUCGCGCAAGAACUUUCACAAGACCAACUGUUUCAUGACUUCAUACCCUUAAUCGAACAUUUAGCAACAGCCGACUGGUUUUCGUCAAAAGUUUCAUCAUGUGGUCUUUUCAAAUCAGUUAUUGUUAGAGUAAAGGACGAUUCUUUGAGGAAAGACCUUUUGGCUUUAUACCUUCAGUUAGUCGAAGAUGAUACCCCAAUGGUCAGAAGAACGGCAGCAAAAAAUUUACCUGUAAUAAUUGAUCUUCUUACACAAAAUCCAGGUUUAUCUACUAAUGAGGAUUGGGAUUAUAUUUCAAAUAUGUUUCAAAAAAUCAUUAAUGAUACCCAAGAUUCAGUGAAGUUUUUAACAGUCAGCUGUUUAAUUUCAAUCUUGAAAUUUUUCAACACAAAGGGUGAUCAUUCACAUACCAGAGAUCUUCUAGACUCUGCAACAAAAUUGAUAGGUGAUGAAGCGUGGAGAGUUCGUUAUAUGGCUGCUGAAAAAUUUGAUGAUUUAGCGUCGCAAUUCGCGCAAAACGAUGAGUACAUUGCGGAAUUAAUUCAACCUUUUUUAAAUCUUUGUGAAGACAACGAAAGUGAUGUAAGGAAAGCUGUUGCUAAGCAAAUCCCAGGUUUUGCGAAACUUUUGAAGGAUCCAUCCAUAGUUCUUUCAAAAGUAGUACCAGCUGUUCAAAGCUUAAGUAUGGAUGAAAGUGAAGGUGUCAGAGCCUCUUUAGCUCUAACUGUGACGAACCUUGUUACUUUGAUGUCCAAGGAGGAGGCAAUCGAUCAUAUGUUACCAAUUUUGUUGAACAUGCUAAAGGAUGAGUUUCCAGAUGUUCGAUUGAAUAUAAUCGCCAAUUUGAAGGUUGUAAAUGAUGUAAUAGGAGUUGAUCUAUUAUCGGAGUCACUCUUACCAGCUAUUACAGAACUAGCAAAGGAUGUAAACUGGAGAGUAAGAAUGGCAAUUAUCGAAUACAUACCAAUUUUAGCUGAACAAUUAGGUGUACAGUUUUUUGAUCAGCAACUCAGUGAUUUAUGUCUCUCAUGGUUGUGGGACACUGUAUUUUCUAUAAGAGAAGCUGCAGUUGCAAAUUUGAAGAAAUUGACUGAAAUAUUUGGUUCGGAUUGGUGUCGCGACGAAAUAAUUUUGAAGCUACUGAAAUUUGAUUCUCAGCUGUUGGAAAAUUUUGUUUAUAGGUUCACGCUACUCUCUGCAUUGACUGCUUUAGUACCUGUCGUCUCAAUGGAAGUUGUUUCCGAUCAAAUAUUACCAUUCGUCUCUCAUUUGGCUGAUGAUGCUGUUCCAAAUAUCAGAUUCAAUGUAUCGAAAUCUCUCGCUGCUAUUGUAGAAAAAUUGAGGAAAGAUAAACCUACUUACGAUGAAACCAUAAAGAAAUCAAUUAUGCCACUUUUGGAUAGAUUGGUGAAGGAUGACGAUUUUGACGUACAAUACUUUUCGAAAAUUAGUUUAGAAGAGUGUAAAAAGCUUCUGGAAUAA